This is a messenger RNA of Aplosporella prunicola CBS 121167, 1033 nucleotides long. RefSeq lists its product as uncharacterized. The transcript is spliced from 2 exons. Lineage: Eukaryota; Fungi; Ascomycota; Dothideomycetes; Botryosphaeriales; Aplosporellaceae. The record is from RefSeq and is a predicted model, not a curated record. The coding region runs from base 113 to 913 and encodes 266 amino acids. Gene Ontology annotation, cellular component: proteasome core complex.
GCCAGCCGCCAACAACAACAACAACAACAACAACGUCGCCUCCUUCCUCCGCCUCCGCAUCAUCCCCCCGCUGCCAAAGACAUCUCUCCUCCCCGCCCGCCAAACAGCUAGAAUGGCCUCCCUCUUCUCUGCCGCGCCACCGGCUGGCGGCCCGGGCUACUCCUUCAGACAGACGCCCAUGACCGCAGCAGAGGCAUCCGGCAUAAGGCAACACGCCUUCAACCCCUACACGGACAACGGCGGCUCGACGCUGGGCAUCUCGGGCGCCGACUUCACCAUCCUCGCCGGCGACACGCGCAGCACGUCAGGCUACAACAUCAACACGCGGUACGCGCCGAAGCUGUUCAAGAUCGGGGGCGAGGGCCCGAACAACGAAGGCGCGACGAUCGUGCUCUCAGUAGUGGGUUUCUCGGCCGACGGGGCCGCGCUCAAAGAGCGCCUCGACACCAUCGUCAAGAUGUACAAGUACCAGCACGGCAAGCCCAUGAGCGUGGCGGCGUGCGCCCAGCGCCUCUCGCACAUCCUCUACAACAAGCGCUUCUUCCCCUACUACGUGCACGCGAUCCUGGGCGGGCUGGACGAGCACGGCCACGGCGCCCUGUACUCGUACGACCCGGUCGGCAGCUACGAGCGCGAGCAGUGCCGCGCCGCUGGCGCUGCCUCCUCCCUCAUCAUGCCUUUCCUCGAUAACCAGGUCAACUUCAAGAACCAGUACGUCCCCGGCUCUGGCGUCGGCCACGCCCUCGAGGAGCGCCCCCGCGAGCCGCUGCCCCGCAAGGACGUCGAGGAGCUGGUUCAGGACGCUUUCACUAGCGCCGUCGAGCGGCAUAUCGAGGUUGGUGAUGGGUUGCAGAUGCUCAUUAUCACAAAGGACGGCAUCCAGGAGACGUUCCGCGAGCUGAAGAAGGAUUAAGCGUGCGGGCUUCUUGCGGCUAUGGUGCUUGGUGUGCUGCGUUGCCGGGUUAGAUCUGCAUUUCCGGCUUGACGUUGGUUCCUUGAUGAUAAUCGAAGAGUCUGACGCAUUUGCUUUCGU